Sphaeramia orbicularis (orbiculate cardinalfish) is the source of this 6570-nucleotide messenger RNA. RefSeq names its product synaptic Ras GTPase activating protein 1b (gene syngap1b). NCBI's taxonomy places the organism in Eukaryota, Metazoa, Chordata, Actinopteri, Kurtiformes, Apogonidae. The transcript is spliced from 21 exons. Gene Ontology annotation, biological process: negative regulation of Ras protein signal transduction; regulation of GTPase activity. Bases 183 to 4160 code for a protein of 1325 amino acids. The record is from RefSeq and is a predicted model, not a curated record.
ACGCUCCCUCCUACGACCGUCCCGCUCACGACCGUCCCUCCUACAGUCGUCCCUCCUUCGACCGGCCCUCCUACAACCGCCCCUUGCACGAACGUCCCAUCUACGACCGCCCCUCACACGACCGCCCUCCCUACGACCGCUGGAACCCCCGUCAACGCGUGAGCCCCGGAAAUCAGUUCUACAUGUUGGACCAGGAGGAGGUACACCCUUUGCUGAUGCGCGAGAGGCGCUCAGAGUCUCACAGGAACAAGCUGCUGCGUCGGACAGUCAGCGUUCCUGUUGAGGGACGGCAUCCGCAUCCGGAGAUGGAUCAUCGUGCCCGGCGGAAGAGCAUAGCCACUGGGAAGCAGCCCAGCAUGGAGGUCCCUCCCACUGCCCCCCUUCAACCCUUCCGACAAUCCAGUUUCCUCAGUAGAAGGUUGAAGGGCUCCAUCAAGAGGGCUAAGAGUCAGCCCAAAUUGGACCGAACCAGCAGUUUCCGCCACAUGAUCCUCCCCCGCUUCCGCAGUGCCGACCAGGACAGGACCCGUUUGAUGCAGAGCUUCAAAGAGUCCCAUUCCCAUGAGUCCUUGCUGUCUCCCAGCAGCGCUGCCGAGGCGCUGGACCUCACCCUGGAUGAGGAUGCCAUCAUCAAACCGGUCCACUCCAGCAUCCUGGGACAGGAGUACUGCUUUGAGGUGACUACAGCAUCGGGAACCAAGUGCUUUGCGUGUCGCUCAGCUGCAGAGAGAGACAAAUGGAUCGAGAACCUGCAGAGAGCUGUCAAGCCCAACAAGGACAACAGCCGGAGGGUGGACAAUGUGCUCAAACUGUGGAUCAUCGAGGCCCGUGAGCUUCCAGCCAAGAAACGCUACUACUGCGAACUUUGUCUGGACGACAUGCUGUACGCACGCACCACCAGCAAGCCCCGAACCGACACCGUUUUCUGGGGCGAGCACUUUGAAUUCAACAACCUACCAGCUGUCCGCAACCUACGCCUUCAUCUGUACAAAGAGACGGACAAGAAGAGACGCAAGGAAAAGAGCACAUACUUAGGCCUGGUCAGCAUCCCCAUCUCCAGCAUCACCGGGCGCCAGUUUGUGGAGCAGUGGUACCCCGUCAUCCAGCCCAGCGUCCUCACCAAGGGGGCCGGUGUGGGAGGGGGCAAGAUCAUCAACGCAUCCCUACGCCUCAAAUCCCGCUUUCAGACCAUGAACAUCCUCCCCAUGGAGCUCUACAAAGAGUUUGCGGAGUACGUCACCAAUAACUACCGCACCCUGUGUGCUGUUCUGGAGCCAGUUCUGAGCGUUAAGAGUAAAGAGGAGGUGGCCUGUGCACUGGUGCACAUCCUGCAGAGCACGGGGAAGGCCAAGGAUUUCCUGUCAGACAUGGCCAUGUGUGAGGUAGACAGAUUCAUCGACCGAGAACACCUUAUCUUCAGAGAGAACACUCUGGCCACCAAAGCCAUAGAAGAGUACCUCAAACUGAUAGGACAUAAGUACCUCAAGGACGCUAUAGGGGAGUUCAUAAGGGCCUUGUAUGAAUCUGAAGAAAACUGCGAAGUCGACCCAAUGAGGACCCCACCUUCUGUACUCCCAGACCACCAAGCCAAUCUCAGAAUGUGCUGUGAACUGGCACUCUGCAAGAUCGUAAACUCCCAUUGUGUGUUUCCCCGAGAGCUGAAGGAAGUGUUUGCCUCCUGGAGAGUUCGCUGUGCUGAGAGGGGUCGGGAAGACAUCGCUGACCGUCUCAUCAGUGGUUCCCUCUUCCUGCGUUUUCUAUGCCCUGCCAUAAUGUCACCAUCGCUCUUCAACCUCACGCAGGAAUAUCCAGACGAACAGACAUCACGCACACUCACCCUCAUCGCUAAAGUAGUGCAGAACCUGGCCAACUUCUCCAAGUUUGGCAAUAAAGAGGAGUACAUGUGUUUCAUGAAUGAGUUUCUGGAGAUGGAGUGGGGCUCCAUGCAGCAGUUUUUGUACGAAAUCUCCAACCUGGACAGUGUCAGCAAUGCAGGGGGCUUUGAGGGAUACAUCGACCUGGGGAGGGAGCUGUCCAUACUGCACAGCCUCCUGUGGGAGGUCAUAGCUCAGCUCAGCAAGGAUGCAAUCAUCAAACUGGGUCCUUUGCCUCGCCUCCUGAAUGACAUCAGCAUGGCCUUGCGUAACCCCCACCUCCAGAGGCAGCCCAGCCACCAGGCCGACCGGGUCCAGGAGAGACAGACGGACAGGCUGCUGUCCAGGCCCAGCUUCAACAGAGGCAUUUCCUCCGAGUUUCAGAAUCUCAUGAUGAGGGAUCUCAACAGCUCUAUAGAUAUCACUCGCUUGCCUUCCCCCACCUCUACUGGAGGGGUUAUACCAUCCCGCUCCCAGAUGAGUUUCCAGGACCGUGAUCACCCUCAUCGAGCAUCUUCCAAAGACAUGUUUUACGUAUCACGGCCUCCCCUGGCCCGGUCCAGCCCGGCCUACUGCACGAGCAGCUCAGACAUCACGGAACCAGACCCGAAGGAUUCCCGAAUGAACAGCGUGUCUAACCUGCAGUCGGUGGACAUGCUCAACUCCUCCCAGGCCUCCAUCGCCGGUAUGGGCAGUUUCGGAGGGCUGAGCAGCGGAGGCGGUGGCGGCCUGGGGUCGGGCCUGAGCAGCCAGCUGCGGGCCGGUGGGAGGUUGUCAGCUGGCUCUGGCGGCUCCAGCAUGUCCGGCGGCCUCCGGCUGAGCCAGCUGAGCCAGAUGGGCACCACCACCGACUCGCUGUCCCAGCAGCAGCAACAGCAGGCCGCCGCCAUGCGCUACCCGCUUUCCUUCCAGAAUCCCCUGUUUCAUCUGGCGACUGCUGAUGGACCUCAACAACCACAGCUCCAUCACCAGCACAGCCGGGCUCAGCCCCCAGCGCCCCUGCUCCUGGCUCCAGAGCCUGAACCUUCUCACCAGACCUACAUCCCACAGUUCGCCCACGGGGGGUUUUCUCGCAGUGAGGACCUGUCCACGCUCAGGACCAGAGACACCCACCUGGGUCAACCCAGCAUCAUCCAUUCACACAGCUACAGCGAUGACUACAGCAGGGCUGAUUAUGGACGGAGGCAGAUGUCCAUACAUGUGCAGGAUAACCUCCAACAACAACAACAAAUGAUGGGGAUGACGUCCCAGACAGGAACCUCCCACUCCUCCCUGGCCACCACGCCCCCCUCCACAGUCCAGCCCAUGCGCCAGAGUUCUGUUGCUCCGCCUCCCUCCCAGCGUGUCAAAUCACAGACUUCCCAUCAGCUGUCUGUCAGUGCAGCCGCUGCACCUGUCGCUCCCUCUAAAACACGACCGCAGAGCGGGAAUCUGCUCCAGUCACCAGAGUCAGGCUAUGGCGGCAGGCAACACGGGCCUCGGCAGCUGUCCGUUAAAGACAACACCGCCCCUGGCCUGCCCCACCAGCAGAGCUCUGUCCGAGACAGCGGGAGUCCACAAGGAACUGCAAGUCAGAGCGCCCAACAGUCCCCACAGCAGGCCCAGCCUCAGCAACAGCACCUGCUGAAGCCCACCAUGAGCAAACAGGGCUCCCAGACUCCAUCCACCCUCAACCCCCCGACCCCAGCCAAUGAGCGCACAGUGGCCUGGGUCUCCAACAUGCCUCAUCUGUCAGCUGACAUAGAAACCUCACGGAUCGACCGUGAAGACUUCAAACUUAAGGAAUACUCUAAGAGCAUGGAUGAGUCACGCAUGGACAGGGUCCGGGAGUACGAGGAGGAGAUCAACUCCCUGAAGGAGCGCCUCGUGAUGUCCCACAAAAAGCUGGAGGAGUACGAGAGGAGGCUCCUGACGCAGGAGCAGCAGACCAAUAAGAUCCUCCUCCAGUACCAGAAUCGACUGGAGGACAGUGAGAGGAGGCUACGGCAACAGCAGGUGGAGAAAGACUCCCAAAUAAAAGGAAUAAUUAGCAGACUCAUGGCUGUGGAGGAUGAGAUAAGGGGCGGAGCCAUACUUGAGCCAAAAACCAGGAUGUUCGCUGAUCAGGGGAGGCGUCAGUCCAUCCUAGUGCAGCCCCGUCUUGCGCCUGUCCCACCCCGAGUAUCCAGCCACUCUCAAAGCUUCAUGGAGGACAAUGUGGAACCUAAUUGGCUGAUGCACCAUCGGCAGUCGACAGGGUGGCAUGGCCAAAUGUCCAGAGCCCUCUCUCGCGACGCGAUUGGCUGACAAAGGGAGAACUUGGGCCAUUGGUCCCAUUCUCUUUGCUCAAAGGAAGGUGCAGAGCCCCAGCGGACCAUGUAAGGAAAUAAAUGCUGGGUUUUUGGUUUUUUUUUUUGUUACUUCACUUGGGCCCUCUCUCUCUGAUUUGAUGACAGGAUAUUUUUUUUAUGUGUGUGACGCUUCGAUGGUUGGAUUUUUAUUCCUAAAGGUAGGCUGGACGUACUUUUAAAUGGCGCUUGUCAGCCUGCCAAGCAUGCAAAGAACAGCUAUGCAGUCUGAUCAAUCAGCAGAAAGGACCAACACAAAAGGCCAAGGAUGGUAUGAAACAUAACAGAGAGGGAGGGGUGCUGCGUGGGUAAGAUAUAUUUCAACGGUGCUUGACUUUCUCUUAAAUUUCUGGAAAAAACUGAUUUAUUUCUCUAUAUUUAUUUCCCUCCCUCUCUCUCUUAUAGUCUUUUCAAAUGACCUUUUUUAAUUCUUCAUCUAUUCACUCUAUAUGUCAUUUCUAAUCCAUUUUAGACACAUUUAUCUCUUUGAACAACUUCUCAACUCAUAGUUUUAGCUCUUCCGUUUCUUUCAGACUUGAUUUUAAAGAAACUAAAUAUGCACAGCCUAUACGAAACUGCUUCAAAAACAAAGCUCUUGCUUAAAUGAAGACUUUAACAAAAACGGACAGAAUGUUUAUUAUUUAUAUUUCUAUGAUAUUGCUUAUUCUUACAAUAUUACAGACAGAAAAAAACAACUUUCACCUGAAAUCUUCCGGAGCAGAUAUUUAUUUCUUGAUAUAGAUAGACGCUUCUAUCUAAAAGGAAGUUCCUAGAUCAAUCCAUUUUUAUAUGAACCGAGUUUUCUUACACAGACAAUCUGGUGGAGCGUUGGGGGAACCGUCGGCCUGUAGGACUGGGACUAAAGGCAUGCGUUUUACCUACUCCCCCCUCGGCAGUUUGCACGUUGCUGACCUGUGCCGCCUUCCUCCUCCUCUUCCUCCUUUUCUCUUGGUUCUAAUCAAAAUAAAAAGUUAAGGCCGGAUGUUUAUCUGGCCCCUCCCCCAACCAACAAUCAAUCAGUCGCCAUGGAGCUCUCCAUUUUACGGACGAUGUUAAGGUUGUUGGAUAAGGACAUUUCUUAACAAGCUAUCAUUUUGUACUCCUCCACUUCGACUGUCUGUUGAAGUUUAACCGAGCAGAGGAUGAACUCUUGGUUUCAGUGUGGCACAAUCCUUGCAGUCAAAUUACUGUAAAACUCACCCAUUUAUUUCCCACGGAUGGACUCCACUGACACCAAUCUGAGUUGCAAUCCCUGCCAUUUCCACCUGACUGAAAACAGGACAGAGAGAGAUAUGUUAGAGGUUCUGCUGAAGCGAGUGAAUGUGUUUGUAUAUACGUGUGUGUACUGGGUAAAUCUUUGUGUAUAUACUGGAUAAAUGUGUAUAUAUGGUAUGUCUAUGUGUAUAUACCGUCCGUUUGUAUAUGCAGAGUGUACAGUUAUUUUUUCCUCUAAUGUUUCUCUCUCUUUCUAUGACUAGGUCUUCUCAAGUUACCAAUACUGAGGCAUGGAAAGGUUUAUAAGUGUACUGACAGCUAUCAGAGGCACUUUCUGCACAGACUUUGUAGAAAAUCAGCGAGGUCUGUCACUUAGCUGCAUUCUCGAAGCUCUCACUACAAAUAAUUCACAUCAACUCUUAAGCUUGCACUCAUUUUCUGACCAACUAAAAAGCUUUUCUAAGUAAAUUUGGGUGACCAAGCAAUCUUUGUACAUAUAUAGACUAAGACAUUUUUUUUUCCAGAAAUCUCCAUCUACAUUUCUUUAAAAUUCUCAACCUGUUUUUGAGUUCUUGCGUAUCUGAUUUUCACUUUAGGUUUCCUAUGAUAUAUGUUUGCAACGGUUGUCAUUCAGAGUUAUAUAUUUAUUCCGACAACCCUUAUAUAUUUCUUGAAAUUUUGUUCCCCAAAUUCUGCCUUUCAUGGAGCCGUCUAAACCUUUUGUACAAUGCGGUUAGAGCGGUGAGUCCUUCAUUGAAAGUAAACUGUCAUUACUUAACCUCGCUUGUUUUUGUAUAGGUCCUUACUAAAUAAGUGUGCCUCCCCCUUCUAACUCUUACUACCCUUACACCCAUCAACUCUGCUGGUCACUCAUCUUCACCCCCCUUGACAAGCCAUAGCCCCACCCCUCCCCAAAACUCUUUUAUUGUUGUUUUGACAGGACAGACAUUUGGGGAUUUUGUGUAUAUUAAUGGAAGAGUGCUGUUGAAGAGUGUAUUGCAGUUGUAUAUGGAUUUGUUAUGAAUGUGGAUAUUCUGAUCAUUGAAUUAUUAUUGUAAUAAUGAUAAUAAUUAUUGCCUCCUUGAUUUUGUUGAUUAAUUCCUUUGAUGAGGUUGAUGAAGAUUCCAUCUUUUUUUGUUUGUUUUUUCCUUGUU